AUGCGUGUGUCUAAUAUUAUCUCGCUCUCUACCAUUGGUGCUUCUGGUGUCCUAGCCCAGGAUAACGUUACCGGCCAACUAGGUGAUGCCGCCGUAACUACUGGUAACCCCAUCGGAAAAACAGCCGUUGCCACAUUACCGGAGCAGGCAUUCUGGAAAGGAAGCCUUAAUGGCAAUGUGAGGGGCUCCGUCGUAGCCAAGUCUGGUGCAAACGGCGAAGGUGUCGACUACGAAGUAUCGUUCUCGAACUUGCCUCAAGAGGGUGGACCGUUUAUCUACCACAUCCACGUCGCCCCUGUCCCAGAAGAUGGCAACUGUACCAGCACGCUCGCCCACCUUGACCAAUAUAUCCGAGGCGAAGACCCCGCUUGCGACUCGGCACGCCCGGCAUCGUGCCAACAGGGAGACCUAAGUGGGAAAUAUGGAAAGAUCCAAAGCUCAGAGCCGUUCACUGCUAAGUAUCACGACCCGUACACGUCCUUGAGCGAGGGUGUCGGUUCGUACUUCGGAAACCGAAGCCUUGUAUUCCACUUCGCAAACAAGACCCGUAUCUCUUGCGCAAACUUCUCCGUACUCGGCUCGAACACCACCGUACCCUACCCUACUGGCACGGGUAGCGUCACCAAGACAACGCCCGCACCCACUGCCUCGCCGAGCAUUCCCAUCACAAAUGCGGGCAGUGUGUUAGACGUCGUUAAGAACCUAGCCAUCGCCCCUGUCGUUGCAGGCUUCCUUGCUCUGCUAUAA
Daldinia childiae is the source of this 747-nucleotide messenger RNA. Its product is annotated as Cell surface superoxide dismutase [Cu-Zn] 6. Gene Ontology annotation, biological process: superoxide metabolic process. Bases 1 to 747 code for a protein of 248 amino acids. NCBI's taxonomy places the organism in Eukaryota, Fungi, Ascomycota, Sordariomycetes, Xylariales, Hypoxylaceae. Gene Ontology annotation, molecular function: metal ion binding. The transcript has 3 exons. The record is from RefSeq and is a predicted model, not a curated record.